AUGAGCAGCUUCCAUCGGGAGUCCAACUCGAACAAUGCAGACUCGCCCUCUGCUCGGUUCCACACUACAUCGUUGCUAGACACAUCGAUAGCUGCAGCCAUUGAAGCCGUCCAAAGCAUCUACAGAGCACAGGUGAAUCGAUUGGCCAUGAUUCACGCUGCGUCGCAGUAUCAAGCCCGUCUUGCCGCUUUUGAGCUCCUGGCGGCUGAUGAGAAAGUUGCUUUUGAGACUAUUAUAGUCAUCUCACUGCUUCUAUGCCUCUGCGAGAUUAUUCUACCCAACGAAGAUGGCCCUGCGUUCCAACCCUUUGGCUUGGCUUUCGAGGCAAGAUUGGCCGUUUGGCUACUAAAUACCGAUCGGUCUCCUAUGGCCUUACGGAUCUGUGUCUGGCUACAACUCUUACACGUUGCGACCAAACGAUCGGGAUGCCGCGGCAUGUUACCAGAAACCAUGUUUCAGCUCCUCAACGACCACAUUACCGAGGUGCCCAAUCUCCCUCCACUAAGCAACAGCUCCGACUCAACAAAGAUGCUUCUUGCUGGCUACAUCACGUCUGGGUUGCCAUGCACUCUUCAGGCGCGUUUAAUAAACCCAACUGCCUGGAAUUGGCGUGGAAAGGCUGCUUUCCUCUGGGCUGGAACGAACUUGAUUGGCAUUGUUUGGACUUAUUUCCGUCUACCCGAACCAAAAGGUCUUACAUUUGCUGAUAUUGAUGUGCUUUUUGAGAGGCGCGUUCCAGCGCAUAAGUUUAGCAAAAUCGCUGUUGAUCCAUAUCACUCUCAUGGCAUUGCUACUAUUGAAGAGGAAGAGAAUGUUGGUGAUGAUUACGACAAGAGAAAAUCAUCAUGGGGCACGUCGUGUUUCAUCUUCAAUCUGCAUUUCUAUAACCACUUCCAUCAGUGA
Messenger RNA from Trichoderma aggressivum f. europaeum, 903 nucleotides. RefSeq lists its product as uncharacterized. Bases 1 to 903 code for a protein of 300 amino acids. The transcript is spliced from 5 exons. NCBI's taxonomy places the organism in Eukaryota, Fungi, Ascomycota, Sordariomycetes, Hypocreales, Hypocreaceae. The record is from RefSeq and is a predicted model, not a curated record.